Molecule: messenger RNA, 2838 nt
Organism: Carassius gibelio (silver crucian carp)
Lineage: Eukaryota; Metazoa; Chordata; Actinopteri; Cypriniformes; Cyprinidae
Exons: 6
Coding region: 1032-1724 (230 amino acids)
Biological process (GO): regulation of G protein-coupled receptor signaling pathway; calcium ion transport; receptor internalization
Cellular component (GO): signaling receptor complex; cell surface; membrane
Molecular function (GO): coreceptor activity
Source: RefSeq, a predicted model, not a curated record
GGUCACGAUAAGGUUUUCACCAUAGCGACCCCUGGACAGAGGAUGCAGUGUCUAGUUCCCUACUCAGGGAACCAUGGUUAUAUUCUGAUUUUAAUGCUAAUAUGCCUUCUUAAGAACUUGUCAUAAUAAAUACUGUCUUAAAGGGUUCUUGAACCUUAAAUUUUUAAUGCUUUCUCCUCAUUUAUCCAUUUGUUUCUAAUGCCCAUCUUGACCAGGACUCUGUGGUAGAAUAUUGUAUCUCAGCGGGACCUCCCUGGUUAAAAUAAUCCCUGGUUAAAAUAAUUGCUCUAAUAAUUGACUCUUGGUAGCAGAAUUUUAAAUUUUUGCCUUAGGGCCAGUGUUAAUGUUGGCAUGGAUACUGGACCAACUAAGCCAGCAAAAAAUAAAUAAUAAUAAUGAUAAAAUUAAAAAUCCUUAUUGUUGAAACCUGCAAUACAGUUCUAAUACAGACCUAGUCUGUGUGUUUGUUCAGAGGCUAACGGGAUUAACCUUGCAUCUCUCUAAAAUGGAAAUGUUUUCACAUAACCACUCCUGGAAAUUUUUCCCAUUGCAAAUGGCUUGUGAUUGUAACAUGUGUAUGUUGCUUAGCAACUCCAGAUGGAUGUGCAUUAGGUAAAUCAUUUUACACCAUGUGAAAAUCCAGAAUGGAGCUGAAAGGUAUUUUCACAGCAUUUAUAGGUGCCCAUCUUUCAAGCAGUUGUCUCAUCGAAGCGAAUUUAACAGUGGAGCUGGAGAAUGUUUCCAUUGCUCACGUUGGACUGUAAUUGAAAGGAACAGAGAAAAUGAUCAUCUGGACUUGCUAACACCCAAGACGAGAACUUGGAUUGAUGAGAAAGCGGAAAGCACCGGACGUUGGGUAAACAUGGUCAACCUGGACCAGAAAUGGACCUGGUUUCACCACAGUGGAGUUGGUUGGACAUCACAACAGCAGUUUGGCAGAAUGACAAAGCUGGUGUCACUCUUCAACCCUGGAGAAUCCAGAAUAUGUUCCAGUGCCUCAACAACUCAAGCAGUGAGUUUGUCAUCGUCUCAUGGGACACAUUAGAACAUGGAUCACAUGCUUGAGAACGAAAGGGAAGGACACACAGCAGCCUGGGAAAGGAAACAGACGUCCAGCGGCUCAGUGGCUGUCAUUGCGAAAGCAAAUUCCCACUCUAAUUACCAUCAAGAGUUUCUGUGACUGUGUGCGUCUCUCUCACAGCACAGGCUCUCAAGACACUUCAACUGGUCUUCCAGCACAAGCAGGGAUGGAGAGAAGCAGGGCCUCUGUGAUUUCUGCCCAUUUCAUCACAUGUUUAGCUUUCGCAGGCUUGGUGGGAGCAGGGAAGCCCUGGUUGCCGCCAGAAGUGUGUAGGACACUGCUAUGUGACAAAGUCACUUUUGAUGCCAAUGCUUAUAAAUUUUGUGUUGAGCCAUUCAAUCAAACCAUGGCAAACACUGAAUACCAACUCAGAUGUCCCUGGCCAAGCACUAGAAGAGACUACGUCAAACUGAUUCUGUGCCUGGAGGAUCUGGCUAACUCCACAUGCUGUAAAGACGUUUCCUACAGACACUACCUAAUGCUGGACAUCCAUAAGGUUUAUUUCUCCAUGUGCUCAUAUAUGCAAGACCCAGGAAUUCCCAUCCUUCUGAUGCUCAUCUUGCCCUGUGUCAUCAUCCCAUUCUUUAUACCAUUCAUCUGCCAGUACUUCAAACUGCAGGAGUAUAGACUGCCAAACAACUAAUGAUUGGACAGUGUUUUGCAUUUCAGAAUGCACAAUGUGCAUGAAUAAAAAGUACAUAUUUUAUAAAAAAAAUUUGUAGGCCUCACAAUAUAUAAGUUUCCUAAAGUCCAUAUUGUUAGAUUACAUUUAUGCAUUUGGGAGACAAUUAUUCCAAGCAACUUAUAUUGCAUUUAGGGUACAAAAUAUGUGUAAUUGUUCACAUAUUCAGCAUUUUUUUUUUUUUGUAUAUAUUAAUUUGUGUACAUCCAUCCUAAUAUGAUGUUUAUUUUGUGCUCAAGAAACAUUUCUUAUGACCAAUGUUUAAAACUGUUGUGCUGCUUAAUAUUUUUGUGAAAAAAAAAAAAAAAAAAAGAUUUUUAGGAUCCUCCCAAAAAUCUAAACAACUUACUGAAACCAAACUUUAAAGCAACUUUGCAUAUAUUAUGAGCUGGAUGGUAGGCAAAGAAAAUAAAAGAAAAGAGCAAUAGUGUGUAAUAUAUAGUAUUUAUAUAACAUAUUUGAACCUUUUUUUUUUUUUUUUUUUUUUUUUUUUGCUACUGCUCAGCCCUAUUCAUAGCAGUCGCUAAACAAUAAUUUACACAGUCGAUGCAAAGGCAUUUUAAACACGUAAUAAAUAUUUAUUUUGACAAAAAAAAAAACAAAAAAGAAAUUUGUACAGUGCUCUGAAAACAGUUUUUUCUUUUUACAGAAUAGCAAUCGGUACUGCUAUUAAAUAUCCACAUAACAUCAUAGUAUUUUCAGUAUUGCUAAUGCUAAAGUAACACAUCAUUUUUACCAUAUGAACUCAAAAUGUUUGUCUUAUUUUCUGACAGACAAACUACAUGUCUUUAUGACCAGGCAACACUUUCAGAUCUAUAGAGGCCUUUCUGACACAGUCUAAAAUGAUGCAAACUCAAAAAGACUAAAUGACAUAAAGGAUCUUUUCCAGUGUGUUUUUUUUUUUUUUUUUUUUGUUAUCUAGGGGUCAUUUACGUGGAUCUAAAAUACAAAGUAAAUUAGUAUUGUUUGUAAUAGCAUGUGACAGAGGUAAGCAUUUUCCUUUGUACAAUGAGUCUCAGUAGUCUGAACUGAUGCACUGUUUAUAACUGAGUAAAAUGCUUUGUUAGAACCAAAA